Messenger RNA from Scheffersomyces amazonensis, 1720 nucleotides. It is a transcript of the gene SEC61, whose product is annotated as translocon subunit. Gene Ontology annotation, cellular component: membrane; Sec61 translocon complex. Lineage: Eukaryota; Fungi; Ascomycota; Pichiomycetes; Serinales; Debaryomycetaceae. Gene Ontology annotation, molecular function: signal sequence receptor activity; ribosome binding; transmembrane protein transporter activity. The transcript has a single exon. The record is from RefSeq and is a predicted model, not a curated record. Gene Ontology annotation, biological process: post-translational protein targeting to membrane, translocation; SRP-dependent cotranslational protein targeting to membrane, translocation. The coding region runs from base 161 to 1600 and encodes 479 amino acids.
ACAUGUAAAAUUGAGGCCAACGAUGAUUUUUUCAGAGAACACGUCAACAUGGAGGAGAAGGAAGAUCAAAUUUGGAAGAGUGGAAUUUUUUCAACAAUUCUAAUUGAUAUAUUCUUAUUCAAUUUAAUUGGCAUUAUAAAGACUACUAUUCCUUAGUAUAAUGAGUGGAUUUCGUGUAUUGGAUUUAGUAGGGCCAUUUGCUCCAUUUGUUCCUGAAGUUAUAGCUCCUGAAAGGAAGGUUUCCUUUCAACAAAGAGUUAUGUGGACUGGUAUAACACUUUUAAUUUUCUUAGUUAUGUCAGAAAUUCCAUUAUAUGGGAUUGUAUCCAGUGAUUCAAGUGAUCCAUUAUUUUGGUUAAGAAUGAUGUUAGCAUCAAAUCGUGGUACUUUAAUGGAAUUAGGUAUUACCCCAGUUGUAAGUGCGGGAAUGGUAUUUCAAUUAUUAACUGGUACUAAAUUAAUUCAUGUUGAUAUGACUAAUAAAAAUGAUAGAGAACAAUAUCAAACUGCUCAAAAAUUAUUUGCUAUUUUAUUAUCAAUUGGUCAAGCUACUGUUUAUGUUUUGACUGGUAUGUAUGGUCCUCCAUCAGCUUUAGGAACUGGUGUUUGUUUAUUAUUAAUCUUACAAUUGGUUUUCGCUGGUAUAAUUGUAAUCCUUUUAGAUGAAUUAUUACAAAAGGGUUAUGGUUUAGGUAGUGGUAUUUCAUUAUUUACUGCCACCAAUGUUUGUGAACAAGUAUUUUGGAAAGCUUUUGCUCCAACAACUUCAAAUUCUGGUAGAGGUACUGAAUUUGAUGGUGCAGUUGUUGCUUUAUUCCAUUUAUUAGGUUCUCGUAAAGAUAAGAAGAGGGCUUUAUUAGAGGCUUUUUAUAGAACAAAUUCUCCAAACAUGAUUCAAUUAAUUGCCACUGUAUUUGUAUUUUUUGCUGUUGUUUAUUUACAAGGCUUCAGAGUUGAAUUACCCCUUAAAUCAACUAGACAGAGAGGACCUCAUGGUGUGUAUCCAAUUAGAUUAUUCUAUACAUCUAAUAUUCCAAUUAUGUUACAAAGUGCUUUAUCAUCCAAUAUUUUCAUUAUUUCACAAAUGCUUUUUGUUAGAUGGCCUAAUAAUGUAUUAGUUAAAGUUUUAGGUAGUUGGGAUACUAGACAAGGUGGAUCUCAAUUAUUUGCUGUUGGUGGAUUGGCUUAUUAUAUUCAACCACCAUUCUCAUUUACUGAAGCUUUAUUGGAUCCAAUUAAGACUGUUAUCUAUAUUACUUUUGUUUUAGGUUCUUGUGCACUUUUCUCUACUACUUGGAUCGAUAUUAGUGGUACUUCUCCAAGAGAUAUUGCUAAACAAUUUAAGGAACAAGGUUUAGUCAUUGCUGGAUUCAGAGAUACUUCUGCUUAUAGAGAAUUAAAGAAGAUUAUUCCAACUGCUGCAGCUUUUGGUGGUGCAACUAUUGGUGCAUUAUCUGUUGUAUGUGACUUAAUGGGUACUUUAGGUUCAGGUACUUCUAUUUUAUUAGCUGUCACUACAAUUUAUGGUUAUUAUGAGUUAGCCGUAAAAGAAGGUGGAUUCAAUAAAUCUAUUGUUAGUGGAUUCUCCGAUGGAAUUUAAUCCAUUUAACACCUUUUUAUAAUUAUACUUCUUCAUGUUUAUAUGUAAUUAGUUCAUUAAUGCAUUUAUUUUACCAGUUAAGUAAUAGUGUUCCAAAAGUGCGAUUACCCUUUUGGGCGU